Messenger RNA from Emericellopsis cladophorae, 993 nucleotides. RefSeq lists its product as uncharacterized. Bases 1 to 993 code for a protein of 330 amino acids. The record is from RefSeq and is a predicted model, not a curated record. The transcript has 2 exons. NCBI's taxonomy places the organism in Eukaryota, Fungi, Ascomycota, Sordariomycetes, Hypocreales, Bionectriaceae.
AUGCCGCAUUCUGGCCGAAACGUUGGAAACGUUGCAGCCGCACUGGGAGGCAGCGCUAUCGACGACGGCAAUGACGUGUCUGCGGAUGACGCCGCCGCUGGCAAGGGCACCAAGGCCAAAGCCAGGCGGGCCUCAGAAGGGCAGUCUUCCAAGAAGUCCGUCAAGGUUGAGUUGAACUGCCAGCAGUGCGGCAAGGCGUACAAGCAUCACAGCUGCCUGACGAAACACCUGUGGGAACACACUCCCGAGUGGAACGUGACCUCGAAGUAUCAGAUUUCGAAGCACCAACAGGUUCAGCUGCUUGAAGCAGCCUCCGUGCUGAUUGGCAUGAACGAGAAGCCUCGUGACAACAAGCCUGACACGCCACCCGAAUCCACCCAGGAUAACAAUAGCGAACCUGAAUCGGCAUCGCCAGCGGCAUCGGUUGAAUACUCGGAACCGGCGGAGAGAUACAGCUCGGUGGAUAGCACUCCACCGCCCGCGGUGGAGGGCGGCUACUCAAUUCCUCGGGUUUAUCGCAGCUCUAGCACGUUCUCUCGCAGCUACCAGUCAACUCCAUUGUACGGCGAUGGCAUGGCUUUUAGCCAUGCUCGCAAGCCUAGUGAUGCGCGCCCACCCUCCGCAGGCGUUGGCAACACGAACCAAGAGGACAGGGACCUUGCGCAGGCGUUGGUGGGCUGCAGUGUCGGCAGCAGCAACGGGGUCGCCGGCAAUGGCCGUGUGGUUCUCACUGAUGCGCCCGCGGUGCCACGUAUCCCUGAGCAGUACCUUGGGCAAGCAACCUCGUUCAACAGCAACGGUGUGUUUGGCAUGAGCAGCUUCCCUAGCCGAGCCCCCGAGAGCUUCACUCGCGGAGACUUCAGGCGAGGCAGUGAAGAUGUCAAGAUGGGUGGUGAUGUCGAGUCUGGCAUUGACGACGACGAGUUCGAUCCGCCAGCCCGAACACACAGCGACGACGAGGAUGAUGGCGUUUUUGGGUCGAUGGAGGAAUAA